Polyodon spathula (Mississippi paddlefish) is the source of this 1104-nucleotide messenger RNA. RefSeq names its product carcinoembryonic antigen-related cell adhesion molecule 1-like. Lineage: Eukaryota; Metazoa; Chordata; Actinopteri; Acipenseriformes; Polyodontidae. The coding region runs from base 18 to 1016 and encodes 332 amino acids. The transcript has 9 exons. The record is from RefSeq and is a predicted model, not a curated record.
GUGUCUUUCACACGGCAAUGGAGAACUCGCAAGCAGCACUUCUGACGCUGGGGCUCCUGCUGUUUCUAAAAGGUUGUUCAGCUUUGGAACUAAAACCUGUCACAGACCCUGUAAUCAGCGAGGUUGGAGGCAAUGUACAGCUGCAGAUUAAACCCCCUGGAGUUCUAGCUGCAGUGAACUGGUUUUUUAGCCCUGCAGUGAUCCCUGUGGCGUCAUGGUCUGGAUCAGCCCCAGUCAUAUUCCCGGGAUAUGUGAACAGAGUCACCCUGAACACAGCUACAGGGUCACUGGAGCUCAGAUCAGUGCAGCUCAAUGACACUGGAGUGUAUGCAUUUCAGGGCAAUACCGUUGUAUCAGGAACUGUAGAACCAAUCAAUGGAAAUGUUAACUUGGGAGUCUAUGAGCCAAUAACUAAUGUAAAUGUGAAACCAAGCCUUGCACAGCCAAUAGCAAACCAGGCUCUAAACUUGACCUGUGAGGUGCUUGGAUCACAGACUGUUUCCUCAAGGCUCUGGCUGAAGGACGGUCAGCCCUUGUCCACUAGUGACAGAAUAACAUUGUCUGUGGACAACAGCACAGUCUCCUUCAACCCAGUGCUGCAGUCUGAUAAAGGCACAUAUCAGUGUAAAGCUGAGAACCCUGUAAGUGGAGUGACGAGUGCUGGAUACAGAUUGGAGGUCAAUUAUAAAGAAGAGCCCACAGGUUCGGGGUCCUUGUCUUCAGGAGAGAUCGCUGGAAUUGUCAUGGGCACACUUGCAGGGGUCACUGCCGUUGCUCUUGGGGUGUAUUUAAGUGUUAAACUAUGCAGGAACAAUCCACAUGAUCUCAAACCUGGUCCAGCUCAAAGCAGUCCAGGUGCUGUCACUUAUGAAAAUUGCAAGGUUCCGAAUGCAUCAGCAGUGUAUGAGAACACCAGUGCUGUCCAGAGAGCAGGCGAAGCAAAAAACCCGGACAGCACAUACACAGGCUUACAGUUUCCUGAUCAGUCCACAUACAGCACCUUGAACAGAGCUUGAUUCAGGAAACAACCCAACAGCAGCACAGCCUGUGACUUGAAGAGUAUUUUUGAAAGUUUUUAUUUUCAAUAUUUUUGUUUUCUGCACC